Molecule: messenger RNA, 4089 nt
Organism: Frankliniella occidentalis (western flower thrips)
Lineage: Eukaryota; Metazoa; Arthropoda; Insecta; Thysanoptera; Thripidae
Exons: 17
Coding region: 232-3936 (1234 amino acids)
Molecular function (GO): lipid binding
Source: RefSeq, a predicted model, not a curated record
AGGAAUACAUUGUUUCAAGGGGCUCCGAGAAAGGCAUCCUCUGUGAGAUCUAAGAAAUUGCCGUAGAAAGGACAUAGUCUCUUUGUUUUACCCAAAUAAUAAAGUCAAUUCCACUGAAAGACCCGUGUUUCGUCCGUCGGAUGCACCAGCAUUUCCCUCUUUCGCGUCCCCACCGACUUGCAGAUCGUCCAGCAAGAACGCCCGUUUUUCUCAUACUCAUUCAGCAAAAGGAUGUCAUCCGAGGCGCCUGCGAGAUUCAGGCGAGACCGCGAGCUGCGUCGCGUGUGGCUGGUGGUGGGCGGCGCGGUGGCGCUAGCCUGGCUGGUGGGCGCGGCGGGCUGGUCGCUGGCCUGGCUGCUGCUGCUGCUGGCCGGGCUGGCGGCCGUGGCGCGCGCGCCCCUCGCCGACGUCCUGGACGAGGCGGUGCGCUACGAGACGAGGCGGGUGCGCGCCCGGCGCGCCCUGGCGCAGGACGAGACGGCCGAGUGGUUCAACUUCCUGCUCAACCGCUGGUGGACGUUCAGCUCCAACUCGCUGCUGGCGCUGCUCAAGGACCGCCUGGAGCCGCUGCUCAACGAGUCCAAGCCGUCGAUCGUCGAGAGCCUGGAGCUGCGGCAGCUGUGCCUGGGCUCGCAGACGCCCCUGCUGCGCGGGCUGCGCGCGAGCGAGCUGGUGGGCGGGCGCUGUGUGCCGCUGACGCUGUCCUCGCUGCGCGGCAUGGCCGGGCUGGGCGGCCACACGGACGGCCCCACGCUGGCGCCCUGCCACCAGGUGGCCCUGCAGGCCCACGUCGAGCUCCACCCCAGCGACGACUUCCGAUGCGUCCUCCGCACCCGCCUCUUCGGCAAAGGAGUGGGCAUGGACCUGGACCUGGCGAUGGAGAAGCUGCACCUCAGCGGCCAGGUGCUGGCGACGCUCACCCUCGACAUCAACGCCCCGUUCCCGCACAUCACGCACCUGUCCGUGACCUUCGUGGAGAAGCCUGACAUCUGGUUCAGCGUGAGGAUCCUCAAGUCCGUCCAAGCCAUGGAGGUCCCGCUACUCAAGACGUGGAUACACUCGCUGGUGAUGGACGCCCUGGUGACGUCCCUGGUGGACCCUGGCCACCUGGACCUGGUGCUCGUGGCCCCCGACUGCCCCCGGCCCGCCAAAGACGCUGGCGACGGCGACGGCGAGAGCCUGGCCAGUGGAGUGCUGACCCUGGGGCUCUCUAUCAGCCAGGCGGUGGGACUAGGUGCGCCCGGCCCCGACGAGGGUGGCGCCCGCUGGCUCGUGGUGACGCUGGGGUCGCAGCGCCGCACCUGCCAGCUGUCGCCGGCCUCGCAGCUGUCGUCGUGGUCCGACAGCGUGUCGUUUCUGGUGGGUGCGGCGCAGCUGCAGGCUCCGACCGACCGCCUGCAGGUGAAGCUGAAGACCAAGCGCCUGGUGGGCGCGCUCACGUUGGCCCAGUACGAGCUGCCCCUGUCGGCGUAUGCUCUGGAAGGGUCGCCCUCCCUCGCGGUGGACACGGUGCUGCAUCGGAAGCCCACCAGAGCCUCGAUGCAGCUCCCCGUCAUCAACGCGCACCUUGAGUACACGACUCUGCCUCCCAUGACGGUCCCCCUGCAGCACGACCCCCUGGCGCAGGCGGACCAGCCGGUGCCUUCAGAUGCCAUGCAGCAGGGAGGCGUCCUGUUUGUGGUGAUCCACGGUGCCGAAGGACUGUCUGCAUCGGAUCAAAAUGAGUGUAAUCCUUACUGUAUGAUAUUUAACAAUCGUCAAAAAGUGAAAACGACACAUUACAUGCGUGGCACAACAUCACCAAACUGGGAAUCUCGCAUGCAGAUACUUGUGUCUGAUUUCUCUCAGGCAUCAUUGUCCUUUGUAAUUUGCUCAUGGAGCUCUUCAAAAAUGGCAGACACUGAUCUGUUAGGGGUAGCUGUAUUUAACUUCAAUCAGGGUGAACGGAAAGUAUUAAGACGUCAGUUGGCAUUAACAGGCGGAAGUGCAGUUGCCAACAUAACUGUUUCUGUUGCAUUCCAACCAGUUGCCUCUGUCUCUUCCUCCCGCUCAGCCAACCGCACUGAAUCAGGUAGCAUUCGUGAGAAAGACAGAGAACGUCCCGCAUCACCUGAUAGUCAAAGAAAUAUAGAUGAAUUUUCAACUUUUAAUAAGGGGAAACGUAACAGUAACACUUGGAUGCAUCAAGCAAAAAUGCUUUUGACACACAAAGAUAAUGAUAGCAGUGUAUUUGAUAUAAGCAAUCUCCUGUCCAAUGGCCAUGGUCUAAUUGAAGUCAGUUUAAUUAAAGCCCGUGAUCUAGUUUCAAAGGACUUAAAUGGCUUUAGUGACCCGUAUUGUGAAGUGAAAGUUAAUGGAGAAUGCAAGUACAAGACUUGCAUAAAGAAAAAGACCCUUAAUCCAACAUGGGAGGAGAGCACAAUAACAGGAAUGCCUCAUAAUAAUGAAACUUUGGAUAUUUUUAUGUGGGAUCAUGAUGUUUUUGGCAUGAAGGACUUCUUAGGUAGUAUCACUUUGUCCUGUGAUGAAAUAAGGCGUUGCUCAGCUCUUGAUGCACCACAGUGGUUUCAACUUCAAGGCACAAAGUCUGGCAGUGUUGAGAUCAAAAUAAAAGUGAUUUCUGAUAUGGAGACUGAGAGUAUCAGCAGUUAUGCUCCCAGCACUGCUCCAAGUGUGAAUAGUUGCACAAGUUCGCCUCGUCUUCCACUUAAAGCAGAGAGUGAGAGGGAUUCCAAUUAUAGUUUUAAACCAAUUAUUAGACGUCCAUCAAUGGAACGGUCCCGUCUGAGGCUUCAUGCUGAUCCCCCUCCUCCACCGCCUAGAACAGUCACACUUCAGAACAAAAGCAACCUUAAAGAUGCUUCAUCAAAUGGGUUUCAGAUGGAUUUAAUUGAAAAGUCCUGGAGUUCUUCAGAUCCGAUUCAUAAUAAGCUUAAUGGCAAUAAUAGUGGCACUGAGUUAAGAGGCUCAAUUGUCGACAAUGGUAAUAAUUGGAGCCCUGCACAGUCUACCACAUCCUCACCUUUGCCUGUUCCUCGACUUAUGGUUAGCUCACCUCGUAGUAAUCAUAAUUCCCCUGGCCGCUUUUCACUGCGAUCAUCCAAACCAUCACUAAGUCCACCUAGUCCCAAUAAUGGCGACUCUUCCAUAAAUGGUGAUGAUGAGAAUCAUUUUAGGAAGGGAAAUGAAUACAGCAGCUUGCGAAUCAUGAAACAAAAGGUAAAACAAGGCCUUCGUCUAAGAAGAUUUAGAUCUGAAAUCAACGUUCAUGAAGAGAAGAAUGGAAAAAAUGGUCGUACAGGUGUUGCCUUAAGUCUGCAACCACGCACUGUUGAUGAGUCAGACGCUUCUGACAUCAUGAGUGGAGAAAUAUUGUCUCAUGCUGUGUCACAACCCAGUCUUAUUAUUUCAAAACCAAAACGACCAACAGAUUUAAAAGGGCUUGCUAGUCCUCGGCCUGACACUUAUGUUGGUGUUGAAGGCAGAGUUCUACAAGCUCAAGGACUUCACAUAGCUCAUGUUGCUCAACUCUACUGUCGAGUUAAGUUACAAACUGCUGUGAGCCCUGAGAAAGUGAGUCGAUUAAGUGGGAAUAGUGCAUCAGGAAAGACGGUUGCAAAGUCCCGUCUUUUGCCUGCUGUUCCAAAUCCAAGGUUUGAUCUCCACUUCCAACUAGACUCUUCCUCGCCAAUAUCUAGACAAGCAGGUCUUCUAUUUGAAAUUCGCAGUGCAAGUAAAGAUAUUGUUGCCUCACGGAGAACAACUCUACAGGACUUAUUGUCGGCCGCUGCACCAGAUACUAAUGAAGUUCACACAUGGCUUGCACUAAAUAAUGGUGCCUCCCUAGAAGUAGAGGUGGCUCAUGGGAGAGAGUUGAAAAAACCUGCUCGCAAGAUCUUCCGUAGUUGGUCUGUUCACAGAAUAGGAAAAAUCUAAUCUUAGUUUGUGUGUACUAUAUUAGUACUUGUUUUUACUAUAUCCAAGAAAGGAGUGAGGGCAUUCUGAUAAUGUCAAAUGUCAUAUUUUGUAUUUUUAAUAUUUACGUACUGUAUUCAAAUUUCUUUAAUAAAGUCAUGAUGAAUUACUGAA